GGGGGGGGGGGUAGGACUGUAUACUAAUCGAUUGGCUGAGGUGAAGAUCUCUUGUAAGAUCGAUGAUGUUAUAGGUGAAAAACACGUUUUUUCGUUCUGUGCGAACGAACGAACGUACGAACGAAGUUACGAACAUACGGAAAUUGCUCGGUGUAUGACCCUCCUUUCAGUAGAGGGAAUUAUCAUCGUUUCAAUCUCCUUUUGGAAUCAAGUUGUUUCAUUUGACUAAGAAAAAACUGAGAUCUAUGGACAUCGAGCAACAUAUUGCAGACAUGACUAACACACUAUUCUUACCAGAUUUUUCUUUACGAUCACCACUUGUUAAUCCAUUAUGAAGAUAUAUAAUACACAGAAGAACAAGAAAUAUGGAUGGAGCAUUCGUUUUCUGUAAUUCUUUAAGAACAAUUUUCCAUCGAUAAAAAAAAAACAAUUAAUUUUUCGACAAUUGGGUAGGGUGGAUAUGGAGGUGGGGGUGGGUGUUGAUGUCAAUCCAAACUUCAUCGACACACAUCUGAACAGAUCACACCCACACCCAAGAUUUUCAUUAAUCUUGUUCUAUUCUGAAUCAGAUUCUCGUAUGAAGACGUCGAAUAGACUUUGUUCAAAAACUUGAUAAAAUCUUAACAAGAUGAUUGUUUUUAUUCCUAUCUAGAUUUUGACUAGAAUGAAAGAUGAAUUGUAGUACGUUCGUACAUUUUAGGGUUUAACAUUAAUUUGAUUAGAAUCUUGAAAAAAGAUCCGCAAACAAUCCUUGCUAACCAUGAGAUAUGUUACUUACAGAAGUUACUCAGAUGCAAAAUAAGAUCGUAAAAAAUCUUUAUUUAAGGAAUAAAAAGGACUAAGACUAGAGAUUCCUCGAAUAAACUUUAAAAUAAUUUUUUCAUCUAGUUUAGCCUGCAACAGGUAUUGUUCAUAUGGUUGAAACAAAUUUUCAAUCAACAUCGAAACUUAAACAACCAUCAUUUCCUCGCAUCAAUUUAACAUAUCCCCCGCUUAUCCUCCAAUAA
Messenger RNA from Rotaria sordida, 1007 nucleotides. Lineage: Eukaryota; Metazoa; Rotifera; Eurotatoria; Philodinida; Philodinidae. The record is from the annotation of a GenBank genome assembly.